AUGGCCGACUACCUGAUCAGCGGGGGCACCGGCUACGUGCCCGAGGACGGGCUGACUGCCCAGCAGCUCUUCGCCACCUCCGACGGCCUCACCUACAAGUACGACCUGACCUCGGCGCUGACCCGCAAGAUCACCCUGAAGACCCCCCUCAUCUCCUCCCCCAUGGACACCGUCACCGAGGCCGACAUGGCCAUCGCCAUGGCCGUGAGCGGGGGGGGGGCAGCACCCUGGGGUGCUGGGGGGGAUGAGUGGGCAGGUCCAGGACAGAUAGCAGGCAGGGCAGGGGGUGCAGCCCAUGGUGGCCCUGGGGUCCCCUCCCGGGUGACGAUGGCCCCGCAGGUGAUGACAAAACGCAACGAUUUGGUGGUGGCUCCAGCCGGCGUCACCCUCAAAGAGGCCAAUGAGAUCCUGCAGCGCAGCAAAAAGGGGAAGCUGCCCAUCGUCAACGACAGUGACGAGCUGGUGGCCAUCAUCGCCCGCACGGACCUGAAGAAGAACCGGGAGCACCCACUGGCCUCCAAGGACGCCCGCAAGCAGCUGCUGUGCGGGGCAGCCAUCGGCACCCGCGAGGACGACAAGUACCGCCUGGACCUGCUGGUGCAGGCCAGCGUCGACCUGGUGGUGCUGGUGGUGAUGAUGGGGUCCCUGCUGGCGGCCACCACGGAGGCGCCGGGGGAGUUCUUCUUCUCGGAGGGGGUGCGGCUGAAGCAGUACCGGGGCAUGGGCUCGCUGGACGCCAUGGAGAAGAGCAGCAGCAGCCAGAAACGCUACUUCAGCGAGGGUGACAAGGUGAAGGUGGCACAGGGGGUGUCGGGCUCCGUUCAGGACAAAGGCUCCAUCCACAAAUUCGUCCCCUAUUUGAUCGCGGGGAUCCAGCAUGGCUGCCAGGACAUCGGUGCCAGGAGCCUCUCCGUGCUGCGGUCCAUGAUGUACUCGGGGGAGCUGAAGUUCGAGAAGAGGACCAUGGCGGCGCAGAUUGAGGGGGGGGUCCACGGGCUCCACUCGUAA
Messenger RNA from Haliaeetus leucocephalus (bald eagle), 1008 nucleotides. It is a transcript of the gene IMPDH1, whose product is annotated as IMP (inosine 5'-monophosphate) dehydrogenase 1. The record is from RefSeq and is a predicted model, not a curated record. Gene Ontology annotation, molecular function: IMP dehydrogenase activity. Gene Ontology annotation, biological process: GTP biosynthetic process. Gene Ontology annotation, cellular component: cytoplasm. The transcript is spliced from 7 exons. Lineage: Eukaryota; Metazoa; Chordata; Aves; Accipitriformes; Accipitridae. The coding region runs from base 1 to 1008 and encodes 335 amino acids.